Messenger RNA from Plectropomus leopardus (leopard coralgrouper), 1610 nucleotides. The record is from RefSeq and is a predicted model, not a curated record. NCBI's taxonomy places the organism in Eukaryota, Metazoa, Chordata, Actinopteri, Perciformes, Serranidae.
AAAUGUGACAAAUCCAACUCUGGAUACCUGUCUGAAAGGGAUAUCGAACAGUUCUAUGACCUGUUGACCAGUCGGGAGGAGAUCGGCGUGAUCUACGGAGAGUACGCUAAAACGUCAGGCUUCAUGAGUCCUGAGAACCUGGUGGAGUUCCUGAUGAAAGAGCAGAGAGAGAAGGCCACACUGGCCGACGCGCACAAAAUCAUCCAGAGGAACGAGCCGGACGAAAGAGCCAAGGAUAAGAAGCUGCUGUCCAAAGAUGGCUUUCUCAUGUACAUGCACAAUCCGGACGCCUUGGUCUUCAAUCCAGACCACAGAGACGUUUACCAGGAUAUGAGCCAGCCCCUCAACCACUACUUCAUCUCCUCCUCGCACAACACCUACCUCAUGGAGGAUCAGCUGAGCGGGCCCAGCAGCACGGAGGCUUACGUCAGGGCGCUGCUGAAGGGCUGCCGCUGUGUGGAGCUGGACUGCUGGGACGGAGAUGAUGAUGAGCCAGAGAUCUACCACGGCUACACGCUCACCUCAAAGAUCCUCUUCAAGGACGUCAUCGCAGCCAUCAAGGAGUACGCGUUCAAGACGUCCGAUUACCCAGUCAUCAUCUCCUUGGAGAACCACUGCUGCGUGGAGCAGCAGGCAGUCAUGGCCCACCACAUGAGCUCCAUCCUGGGCAGUGCACUCCUCACCUCCCCCCUGGGGAACAGCAUGCCCACAGACUUUCCAUCCCCAGAGGAGCUGAAGGGGAAGUUCUUGAUCAAAGGGAAGAGGUUAAACAAACUGGAGGCCAGCUUUGCUCCUGAGCCGGCAGCAGAUGACUUGGACGUGACGGAGGAGGAGGAGUCAAGUGAUGAAAAGAAGGAAGAAGAGAAGAAAAAGGAGAAAAAGAAGCUGAAACUAGCGAAGGAGCUUUCGGACAUGGUGGUCUACUGUAAGAGCGUCCACUUCCACGGCUUUGAGCAUGCAAGAAAAAACUUGAGCUUCUAUGAGAUGUCGUCCUUCACGGAGGGAACGGCCGUUGAGCUGGCAGAGGAGUCAGCUAAUGCCUACAUCCGUCACAACGUGGACAAGCUGAGCCGCAUAUAUCCAGCAGGCAUGAGGACCGACUCCUCCAACUACAACCCCGUGCCUCUGUGGAACGCCGGCUGCCAAAUCGUGGCCUUAAACUUCCAGACUACCUGCGAGGAAAUGGACAUUAACCAGGGCAGAUUCCUGGUGAACGGAAAGAGCGGCUACAUCCUGAAGCCGGCCUACAUGAGAGACGAAAACACAGAGUUCGACCCCAUCACGCUGACCCGAGGAGACUGGCUGAAGCACAAGACGCUGCACGUAAUGGUGAUUUCAGCCCAGCAGCUCCCCAAAGUCAACGAGAAGAAGUCCUCCAUCGUGGACCCGCUGGUUAAAGUGCAGGUUUUCGGAGUGCCGGAUGAUGUCGCCGAGAAAGAGACCAAUUACGUCGAAAACAACGGUACCUUUCAUUUCAAACACAAUAUACAUGAGGUGUUUUGUGCCGUGCUUCUGCUUCUCACUGUAGUUUAUAAAAAGCAGAUAUUGUUGACAUACUUGUCUGUAUUUUAAACCUUUGAGCGUAUAUUUUCCACAUUUUUUGGGCUCUU